This is a messenger RNA of Necator americanus (New World hookworm), 1140 nucleotides long. RefSeq lists its product as uncharacterized. The coding region runs from base 1 to 1140 and encodes 379 amino acids. The transcript has 8 exons. The record is from RefSeq and is a predicted model, not a curated record. NCBI's taxonomy places the organism in Eukaryota, Metazoa, Nematoda, Chromadorea, Rhabditida, Ancylostomatidae.
AUGGCUUCUUUCGAAGAGUUAGCGCUCAACUGUGCUCUCAAUUUGGAACAGGCCGAGCUGCGAGAUGCCGUCGCUAGGAAGGAGAAGAUCAACCGGGCAACAUCCGCAAUUCUAGGAGUCGUUCCUGCUUUUUCAAUUGUUGCAUUCCUCGCUUGCAUAGUGCUAUGCCUGCUGACCAUUUUCGCAUUGGUCAAAAGACGACUCCCUUCCAGAAAAUACAGUGUGGUGCUCAGUCGAACGGUGGCCGAUGUGUUCUCCUGUUCCCUAUUCUGUGCCGCCUCAUUCAUGGCUAACGAAAAUUCUGCCUCUUACGCUAUCCUCGCCCUCUUCCUCUGUGCGGCCACGUUCGGAUUCAUCCACCUGAGCCUUUCACAUCUUCUCGUUAUUGUUUUGAGACAGCUGAGCGUCACUCGUCCCUAUGGCUUUCAAACCCUCUGCACUAUUCGUCGCGUGAGCACAGCAGUAGCUCUUAUUUGGUUGGUUUCCAUAUUAUAUGCGGCAGCCUUCGCACCUCUCACUACCGUUGUACUUGACCCUGCGAAGAGCAAAGAUGUCUGCAGCUACGGUAGUUGUGAACGACCUCUUCUGAUUGUGGCGAUUUGUGUGAUUGGUGCCUUCAUUCUAAUCGUGCCAGGUUGCUACUGUGCUGUCCUGUACAAGCUCAAGUCGAUCGCAUACAGCGAGAAAAUGCACAACGAACCGGAGAUCACGAAGAAGAAAAUGUACAAAUUCUUCUACUUCGGAGCUCAUCUCGGCUUGUAUGCGCUCAUUUCAGCGCUGAUCCUUGUCGGAGCCGCCAUCAUCCUUCACAAUGUUUGGUUGUACAACACCAUCAGGAGUUCAAUGCACAAGGAUUGUGAUGUCGUUGGAUACAUAGACACGUUGAUUCGUCUGGAAACUCUAUCCGGAGGUGCAGUUCUGCUUUGGCUUGUCCGAAUUGUGUUCGACAUUGUGAUCGCUAUUCUAGCGGACUAUCAACGUUUACUCCCAUGGUUGGCAUCAAGCAAUCUUGAACCUUUGAGGGAGAAUCAAGUCCAGGUGAUCUCUCGAGCGAGUCCUCUACAGUGGCAAAAGAAUUGCUUCAAUUGCCCAGUGUUCAACAUUGAUGGGAAAUUACAUCCAUGGGAUUUCAAGAACUAA